GGAAACAGGAAAUACGGGCAGAAGUAGGGGCUAGUGUUUGGGUUAGUUUUGGUUAUUAUUGUAAAGAAUGGUCGAACAUUUCUUAGUGUAGAAUUUUAACCGAUCUUAAAGCGAUUUAAGUGAAUAUAGGAAGGAGCCGUAUUUGUAUUGUUUUAUAUGGAUUUUCUGAAUUGUCGGUGAAUAGCCCUGAAACAUUGGCUUGUGUGCGGCAGGCCGAGCACCGUUGUUAAGCACUGCAUUGUUCUUAUAUAAUAUCAUAUAUUGUAAUAUAAUAUCAUGUAAUGUUUGUUACAUGUAAAAUAUAUUUAUUCUGUCAUAGUAUUAAUAUGAGCUUGAAUUAAGACAUUUAGCGAAGAAACAGUCCGAAUAAGUAUUAUACUGUGUGAGUAAUUGCUUUAAUAAUAUUCUAACAACGUUGUUAUUUAUUAUGAUUUUAGACUAAGUGGGAUAUUUGAGUACAAUAUUGUGUCUAUAUUAGGAAAGAGUGUGUUGUUAUUGGGCUGGAGGUUACCUCGGCAUUUUACUUGUUUUUAUUAUUUAUUAAACAAAAGGGUUAUAUGUAAUUAGAUUAAAAGAAUCUCACCGGCAUUAAACAAAGCAUCUGUUCUCGCUAAUUCGGUGUAGCGUAUUUGUAGGUACUGUGUAUCUGACGAGUAGGCUAACAUGUAUGCGCCGCCGGGAUCUGGACUGCAAGGAAGCCGGCGAAGGAGGGGGCCGGGUGGAAGCGCACUCCCAAAGCAGCCAGAGAGGAGCCUGGCGUCGGCGCUGCCCGGUGCCCUCUCCAUCACUGCGCUGUGUACGGCGCUGGCAGAGCCUGCUUGGCUGCGUGUUCACGGGGGAACCUGUCCUCGACAGGAGUUGGGGGUAGCUGAUGUCCUGGGAUACGUGGACACCAAACUGCUUGAAGAUUACUGUAUGAAUCCUCAAACGAUCCUCCUGCUUCGUGUGAUUGCUGCCUUCUGUUUCCUGGGCAUCCUGUGCAGUCUCUGUGCCUUUCUGUUGGACGUCUUUGGGCCAAAACACCCGGCCCUCAAAAUCACCCGCCGGUAUGCCUUUGCCCACAUCCUGACAGUUCUGCAGUGUGCCACAGUGAUUGGGUUCUGUUACUGGGCCUCCGAGUUGAUCCUGUCCCUCCAGCAGCAGCAUAGGAUGUACCACGGCUCUCUCAUCUACGUCACCUUCGCCGUUAGCUUCUACCUGGUCGCGGGGGCUGGUGGAGCCUCCAUCCUGGCCACGGCUGCCAACCUGCUGCGGCACUACCCCACCGAGGAGGAGGAGCAGGCUUUGGAACUGCUUUCCGAGAUGGAGGAGAGCAGCGAGACCUACCCCGGGGACUACGACCUAGCCAGUCACUUCCAGCCGCCCCCUGCCUACACCCCCUAAUUGCACUGGCAUGCCGAGGACACUGCGCACUCACAACACAAGGACAGUCGCCACAGGACCGCCGGACAUCGCUUAUCCUGGCCUAUUGAUAGUGAUGUAUCAGUAAAACCAUUUAUUUUAGUGGUUCUCAGCUUUGGUCUCCCCUGAUGCUGGAUUCACACUAAACUAAACCCCUGCUGGGAAUGACAUGUAUUGCGUCCUAUUUUUGCUCCAAUUGGGGCCUAAAAAGUAUUUUUAUUAGCUUGAUAGACAGCUUGUUUCCACAAGACUAUCUAAAUCUGCCUGUCAGUACUGCAUUUCCUUGAUCACUGCAGAGGCAAGCAAUUCAGAACAUGAACAUUGGUCCCCAGGUCUUUUGAGCUACUGAAAUAAAUCUAUAAAAUAAUUAUUGAACUACUUUUUUGUUGCGAUCUUGAAACUGGUUUGAGAUCUUUGUUUCCACAUGUGGUAGAAUGCUAUUUUGAUUGCUGAAGUUUACUAUUGAAAAUAAGUUCAUAUACUACAGCAAUUACUGUAGCAAAAUACGUAUCCCCUUUAAAUACUUAACAUCUUUUCAUAGAGCUAUUAUAUCUCUUUUUUUUUUUUUUUUUAAACCUGAUUCACUUGUAGAAUUACCCAGGUUUAAACAGUUGGCACCCAUACAAUGUUGCAGUGCUGUGCAGUUUUUCAAUCCCCUUUCUGUUGCCAUGGCACCUCUAGGUGGCACUCUUCAGCGUGGGUGCACUGAGCAACAAACACUCAAGACCAUGACUCACCAGUGCCACUCUGCUGUAAGAGCACAAAUUGCACUGGGAACUAGUGAACAGGGCUUGGGAUUUCAUUGCUCUGUAUUGCUACUGUAGAUUCCCUGGCGGGAUUGAACGUUCUGUUCUGAUUUCCAAACAGCAUUCAUUCUCUAGUCUCUCUGCAUCUGGGCAGCAAUAAAGGGGGAACAAAUCUGAGACAAGGCCCAGUAUUACACAAUUGUUCUGUGAAACCAGCCAGUAGUCCUAAACUCUACUAUAACUAUACAUUGUAACAAUAUAAAUAUUAUCUAUAAAGGAUACGUAUAAUGUGAUGAUACUGAUUAAGGCAUGGCUUAAGAUUACAACAUUUUGAAUUAAAAAUACAAUACAUUUUUAAGUGGUGAUGUACUACAGCUUUCUUACAGAUAUUAAAUACCCUACAAUAUGUGCAUUUAUAUGUACUGAAACCAAUUGAUUGUCACUCCACAAUCAUGUUUGCAGCAGGUGAUGGUUGUGCAUUAUUUAGGUAGUGUGUUUGGCUAUAAAUAUCUCCUGGAGGGGAUUGUCUGUUUCAAAUCAAAAUAUGCAGAUCGACCAUUUUAGCACUAGCCCCUCCAGUAAGCAUCUAAGGUGUGCUAUAAACUGUCUCAAUAAUGCCACAGAGAAACUAGAGUGCCUGGAUGAGCAUUAAUAGACUCAUAACCUCGUCCCUCUGUCCCAAAAUGCUGCUUAAAGUCUGCAGUCCUUGGGAUGGACAGUGAAGGGCUACCUUUAUACUUCCUGUACAGAUUGCUUCCUAGUGCACAGCAAAUUAGUCCAAGCUCUGUCCACAUUCCCAACACCUUAAUGAGGUGAGGCUGCUUCUUUUAGCUCUACCAUGGGAUGUUAACACUUAGCAGGACAUAUCAUCAGUCAGGCUGAAUUGCCAUGUAAAUUGUUUUUUUCAUAAGGUAUAACAUGGUGUUGCAGUAGAGGCUCUGUGUGUGCUUGUGGGGCAUUCAGUAGGCUUUACUGCUGACUAAGGGACUGAGCUGUUAACUUUGGGUUAAGACUUCACCUGCUUUUUUUGGGCAAUCUAUCCGCAGAGCAGUAGCUCUACUUUAAAUUGGCUGAACAAAUACAUGGAUUUGUUUAUUAUCAGUUUGCUAUUGCUGUUCAAAAUCCCUUUGUUGUACCCUCAUCACGUUUCACAGCACAAGCUCCCUGUUUUAUAGUACUGUAUUUCCCAUGCAUGCUUUCAGCUAGCGAAAUCUGUAAUCAUUGCUUUUUAAUUUAAAGAAUGUGAUCUGAUUUGUACUUUAUUAUUAUGAUUGUUGGUGUUAAUGCAAGUGUAAAUUGUGAGAUAUAACUUGAUUCUUGUGCAUAGUCAUAUCUGUACAGACUAAAUGUCACUUUGUUUUUUCUUAUUUGUUUUUACUGGUGAAGAAUAAAAAAUAAAAAAUUGCAGGAA
Messenger RNA from Polyodon spathula (Mississippi paddlefish), 3558 nucleotides. Its product is annotated as transmembrane protein 127-like. Lineage: Eukaryota; Metazoa; Chordata; Actinopteri; Acipenseriformes; Polyodontidae. The coding region runs from base 664 to 1383 and encodes 239 amino acids. The record is from RefSeq and is a predicted model, not a curated record. The transcript is spliced from 3 exons. Gene Ontology annotation, biological process: negative regulation of TOR signaling; negative regulation of cell population proliferation. Gene Ontology annotation, cellular component: membrane.